AUGCCACCAUCAGCCAUCACCUCUUCGCCUCUCAAAUACAGGCAGCCAGUCACACGUCAACGCUCAGCUGAACCUUUCGCACCACCCGUACCUGCUAAGCCUAUAGACUUGAAUAGCUCAACCAAGUCGACAGAUAGAGAGACUGGACAAAAGAUAACUAGAAGGGCGUUUCUAUGUGAUAUAGUAGUGGAAAAUCAGGGAGAGGGAAUAGCUAGAUGCGAUCCUGACCCUCAGACCGCGAAAGUUGCUGUGCAUAUUGACGAAGAAGGAUUAGCGGAGAAUCUACCUAUAGGCGAAGAUGCACCUUUACUGUGUAUUCGCCUUCAGCCGAUGACGGGAGGUUUAUGCCGGUUCUCCUAUUCUACGGUCGAUGCUGUCGAUGAGGAUCGAAUGGUUAUCGAUAUCAGCGAAAUCAUUGACCGUAUAGUCACUACUGGUAGAUGGGCAAGGAUGCUUCGAGCCCAAGGAUAUAAUGUAUGA
Messenger RNA from Kwoniella botswanensis, 480 nucleotides. RefSeq lists its product as uncharacterized. The record is from RefSeq and is a predicted model, not a curated record. The coding region runs from base 1 to 480 and encodes 159 amino acids. The transcript has 4 exons. NCBI's taxonomy places the organism in Eukaryota, Fungi, Basidiomycota, Tremellomycetes, Tremellales, Cryptococcaceae.